Acanthosepion pharaonis is the source of this 972-nucleotide messenger RNA. The record is from the annotation of a GenBank genome assembly. NCBI's taxonomy places the organism in Eukaryota, Metazoa, Mollusca, Cephalopoda, Sepiida, Sepiidae.
AUGAAAACAUUCCAUUUCUUUCUCUCUGUCAACAUGUUUACUUUCUUUCUCUUUCACUCUCUGUCAAUGCAUUUCCUUUCUUCCUUUUUUACACUCUGUCAACACAUUUUCUCUUUUGCAUUUCAUCUCUGUGAAUGCAUUCUCCCUCCCUCUCUCACUCUCUGUCAAGGCAUUUUCCCUCCCUCUCUCGCUCUCUUGUCAAGGCAUUUUCCUCCUCUCUCACUCUCUGUCAAGGCAUUUUCCCUCCCUCUCGCUCUCUUGUCAAGGCAUUUUCCUCCCUCUCUCACUCUCUGUCAAGGCAUUUUUCCCUCUCUCUCGCUCUCUUGUCAAGGCAUUUUCCUCCCCUCUCUCGCUCUCUUGUCAAGGCAUUUUCCUCCCCUCUCUCGCUCUCUUGUCAAGGCAUUUUCCCUCCCUCUCUCGCUCUCUUGUCAAGGCAUUUUCCCUCCCUCUCUCACUCUCUGUCAAGGCAUUUUCCCUCUCUCUCUCGCUCUCUUGUCAAGGCAUUUUCCCUCCCCUCUCGCUCUCUUGUCAAGGCAUUUUCCCUCCCUCUCUCGCUCUCUUGUCAAGGCAUUUUCCCUCCCUCUCUCGCUCUCUUGUCAAGGCAUUUUCCCUCCCUCUCUCGCUCUCUUGUCAAGGCAUUUUCCCUCCUUCUCUCGCUCUCUGUCAAGGCAUUUUCCCUCCCUCUCUCGCUCUUUUCCCUCCCUCUCUCACUCUCUUGUCAAGGCAUUUUCUCGCUCUCUUGUCAAGGCAUUUUCCUUCCCUCUCUCACUCUUUUCCCCUCCCUCUCUCGCUCUCUGUCAAGGCAUUUUCCCUCUCUUGCUCUCUGUCAACACAUUUCCUUUGUUAAUUUUUUCUUCCUCUCUCGAUCUCUAUCAACCCAUUCCUUUUCUUCCACUCUCACUUUCUUUCAACACAUUCCUUUGCUAUCCCUCUCACUCUGUCUUUACAUUCCCUUUCUUCCUCUUUUUUUGA